AUGUCAUUAAAAAGUCGGGGUAGUCCAGGCAAUGUGCCUCUAUCUAUAGUCAAAGGUUCGGGUCAAGAAGUUGGACGUUCUUGUCACUUUUUGAGUUUCAAAGGCAAGAAAAUUCUUCUCGAUUGUGGCAUUCAUCCUGGCAUGAUUGGUGUUGAUGCAUUACCAUUUGUCGAUAUCAUCGAGUGCGAUGAACUUGAUUUGUUACUGGUUUCGAGGUAUGGCGGCCCUUUUGAAAGUCGUAUGCUUUAUACUGAAGAAGACUUGGAGAAAAGUAUGGAAAAAAUCGAGGUAAUUGAUUUUCACGAGCAAAAGGAGGUAAAUGGUAUAAAAUUUUGGAGCUAUGUAGCUGGUCAUGUACUUGGUGCUUGUAUGUUCAUGAUUGAAAUAGCAGGUGUUAAAAUUCUUUAUACGGGUGAUUUCUCAAGGCUCGAAGAUAGACAUUUAUGUGCUGCUGAAUUACCAUCAGUUUCUCCAGAUGUGCUAAUUUGUGAAUCGACUUAUGGAACUCAAGUUCAUGAAAAUCGAGAAGACAGAGAAAAAAGGUUUACAAGUAUUGUGCAUGAAAUCGUCGGUCGUGGUGGCCGUUGCCUAAUUCCAGCCUUUGCAUUAGGAAGAGCUCAGGAACUGUUGCUUAUUUUGGAUGAAUAUUGGGAGGCACAUCCGGAGCUACAUGAUAUUCCAGUGUAUUAUGCUAGUUCACUCGCAAAGAAGUGUAUGGCUGUAUAUCAGACAUUUGUGAGUGGUAUGAAUGCAAAGAUCCAGAAGCAAAUAGCUUUAAAUAAUCCAUUCGUUUUCAAACAUGUUUCAAAUUUAAAGAGCAUCGAUUACUUCGAAGACGUAGGGCCGUGUGUUGUAAUUGCAUCUCCAGGAAUGCUACAAAAUGGAUUGAGUAGAGAGCUUUUCGAGAACUGGUGCACGGAUUCUAAGAAUGGAUGUAUUAUUGCAGGCUACUGUGUUGAAGGAACACUGGCUAAGCAUAUUCUGUCUGAACCAGAAGAAAUCAUUGCUCUGAAUGGUCAAAAGUUAGCAGUGCGAUUAGAAAUUGCCUACAUAAGUUUUUCCGCUCAUACAGAUUGCGCUCAAACAUCCGAGUUCAUUAAAAUACUUCAUCCACCACAUUUAAUAUUUGUUCAUGGAGAAAUGAAUGAAAUGAACCGUUUGAAAGCUGCUAUUCUUCGACAAUAUGAAGAUGAUUUAGAUCAUCAUAUAGAAGUUUACAAUCCUCCUAAUACGGUACCUGUAAAUCUUCAUUUCAGAGGUGAAAAAACAGCAAAAGUUGUUGGUAAAUUGGCUACAAAUCUACCAAAUGACGGCGAUCUGCUCAGUGGUGUUCUUGUGCGUCGUAACUUCAAUUAUCAUCUUAUGAAAGCUGAAGAUUUAAGUGCUUAUACUGACCUGUCGAACAGCGUUCUUACCCAGCGAGAAAGCAUUUUCUACAGUGGUUCAAUCAGUCUACUACUUUAUAAUUUACAGCAGAUUGCUGGUGACGUAAUUGCUACAGAAAUCGAUUCUAAGGAUUCUGCGCCACCAACUCAUGUCAUUACAAUGUUUAACGAGAGUAUAAAAGUCAUGGUAAACAAGGAAGAACAAGUCGUUGUUGUUGAAUGGACUUCCAACCCCGUAAAUGAUAUGUUCGCAGAUGCCACUCUGGCAGCUAUUUUGCAUGCAUACAUCAAUCCCAUACCUGAUAAAAAUUUGCCGAAAUGGCAAGAUAAACCGAAUCCGACAGAAUGUCUAGAAAAAUCAUUGCUAGAAAUCUGUGGCGAAGAUGCAAAGAUUAAGACUGUGGGCGAAAUUAUUGAAGUGGAAGUUGACGGAAAAACUGCUACUAUUGAUCUUAAUUCUUUACACACAACUUGCUCUGACCAAUUACUUCAUCAUUUGAUCUCAUCUGUAUGCCAAAAGAUGAUGCAUACUGUGACACCAGUUUGUCCAUCAACCUCUUCAAAACAAUGA
This is a messenger RNA of Dracunculus medinensis (Guinea worm), 1956 nucleotides long. The record is from the annotation of a GenBank genome assembly. Lineage: Eukaryota; Metazoa; Nematoda; Chromadorea; Rhabditida; Dracunculidae.